Molecule: messenger RNA, 339 nt
Organism: Cetraspora pellucida
Lineage: Eukaryota; Fungi; Glomeromycota; Glomeromycetes; Diversisporales; Gigasporaceae
Source: the annotation of a GenBank genome assembly
AUGACAGAGGUGGCAACUACAAAAAAAGAACAAAGGUUACUGAUAAAACCCACCAAAGGGCUACAAGCAUCAGAAGAUAUUUUAGGCCACCCAUCUAGUCAUCGAUUGAAUGAAGCUGAUUAUCAAAAAGUUAAGGAAAUGUCUACAGCAGGUGUUUAUUCUCAAGAAAUACUCUCUAUGCUUCAUCAAAGCAAUCCAGAUAGUUUAGCAAUCUCAAAAACGAUCUAUAACAUUCGAAAUAAAAUUCAGCAUGACAAUCUUCAAGGCUGCACCCUAAUUCAUGCUCUUUUUGACAAGCUUACAGAAGGAAAUUUUGAAUUUUAUUACCAAUAUAAUUAA